AUUCGUAAGAAAGAACUGGAACAAAGUUGUUUUCUUCUGGGGAUUCCUGCUUCUGAUGUAAGAGUCAUAGAUCACAGUCCAGAUGGUGCUUUUGAAGAAAUGUGGUCUGUGUUCUUCCCCUAUUAUUGUCAGAGUGGCCAGAGACAACCCGAAGUGGGAUCUUCCGGAUAAUCCUGCUGUUGAAUGGGACACACAGCUCCUGGCCGCCUUUGUGCUAAAGCAUAUAGAAGCCAAUAACAUCAACCUGGUGGUAACCUUUGAUGCGGGAGGAGUGAGUGGUCAUGCUAACCACAUUUCUCUUUACACUGCUUUAAGGUACCUGCAUUCAGAGCAGAAGUUACCUGAAGGGUGCCACGUGCUCGUGCUUGAAUCAGUAAAUCUCUUCCGGAAGUACAUCUCCAUCCUGGAUGUCCCCAUUUCCUGCCUCCUGCCCAGAGAUGCUCUCUUCAUACUCACAGAGGAGGAGACUGCACAAGCCAGGAGAGCCAUGCGGUGUCAUCGCAGCCAGCUCCUCUGGUUUCGCCACAUCUACAUGCUUUUCUCACGUUAUAUGGUGAUCAAUUCACUCCGCCUUCUGUAAAAGAUGUCGCUUACAACCUGAGGAGUAAAAGACUGUGCAGGCCCAGGACUAAAGAAAACUCACCUGUUACGUGCUCAAGAAGACAGGAGUCUCUUUGUGUAACAUUCUUUCAGACUACAAAAAACAGACUGUGUGAACUUCCUUCUAAAUAUCUUGUUGCCUGAUACAGUGAGAUGAACAGGUUUUAACAGCUGCUCUAUCUUCUCACUGUAGAAGCUUAAAUAGAACAAGAAAUGUGGAUUAACCUAAUUAGGAGUCAAAUGCAGGAGUAUUCUGCAUUAGAGAAGAUAACGGCACAAACUGUUUUUCCCCAAGAGGAGGUAGCUGUGAGGACUGCUUGGCUAGUAUCUCUUGGUGCUUUUGUAAAAUCCAGAUAUCAGGAGUAACUUUUUAAAGAUCAUGCUUUCUCCACAGAUAGAACCAGAUCCACAAGACUUGUCUUAUUCAGUCAGAACUUUAAAAAAACAAAGGUUAUGAAUAAACCAUCAGAUAUCAUACAAA
Messenger RNA from Athene cunicularia (burrowing owl), 1081 nucleotides. It is a transcript of the gene PIGL, whose product is annotated as phosphatidylinositol glycan anchor biosynthesis class L. The record is from RefSeq and is a predicted model, not a curated record. Gene Ontology annotation, biological process: GPI anchor biosynthetic process. Gene Ontology annotation, molecular function: N-acetylglucosaminylphosphatidylinositol deacetylase activity. Lineage: Eukaryota; Metazoa; Chordata; Aves; Strigiformes; Strigidae. Gene Ontology annotation, cellular component: endoplasmic reticulum. The coding region runs from base 83 to 580 and encodes 165 amino acids. The transcript is spliced from 7 exons.